Molecule: messenger RNA, 3753 nt
Organism: Mercenaria mercenaria
Lineage: Eukaryota; Metazoa; Mollusca; Bivalvia; Venerida; Veneridae
Exons: 2
Biological process (GO): telomere maintenance; DNA repair
Molecular function (GO): DNA helicase activity
Source: RefSeq, a predicted model, not a curated record
AUGAAAGGUCCUGCUCCUGACCAGCUUGAUCCAGGUGAAACAGAUGGUGAAACAGUUUCUGGUGUAUUAUUACCAGACAGACCACUCAAUCUACAUCAGGCUGUUCAAGAGGUAGUUUCAGAUGUGCUUGGUGAAAACUGUAAUGUAUCAGUCAAUCGCAAAGGUACAGUUACUAUACCUUGGCCUUCCAGAGGAAAUGCUGCCUUGUCUGAAUUUACGACACAAUUCUUUUUCACUUUGGCUUUUCCUUGUUUAUUUCCAUAUGGAUCUGGUGACUUUCAUAUAAACAGACCGCGUACAUGUUCUUCACUUGCUGACUGGGCAGAACAUCUGUUAUGGUAUUUAGAUGGUAGAUUUGCUAGCCACCAAUACUUUAAAUUUGUGGUUCAUAACAUGAUUAUGCAUAAAAGUGCAAUAGAAAAGGGAAAUUUCAUUGUUCGUCAGCAACUUGGAGAUCAGCAUAUCACUGUCUCUAAUCUAAAAGAUAGUAUUAAAAAUGGUGACGAUACACUUAGUAAAAAAAUUGUUUACCUUAGUGCAACACUCCGUGGAACCAGUCAGUACUGGGCACAGCGUGCAAAAGAGUUACAGGCUCUUACUCAUUAUAAUAUUUCAAAGGGUCUUGGCUUGCCUUCUAUUUUUGCUACAGGUAGUUGUGCGGAGUUUCACUUUAAACCCCUUAAAAGGUUACUCAGUAUGUACGUCAAAAAAACUACAGGUGAAGAUAUUAACCUUGAUGACCGCUCAGUCUUAUUUAAAACUCUGCAGCAAAACACUCAUAUAGUAGCACAAUACUUUGAUUUUCGUACAACAUCUUACUUUAGUCAGGUAAUGGGUCCUGUGUUUGGUGUCGAUUCUUUCUGGUAUAGACAAGAAUUCACAAAGUCGCGUGGUAUGGUUCAUUGGCAUGGUCUCUGUUGGCGGUCAGAUCGAGAGCCACAUGUUUUGUUACACCAGGCAAUCAGUGAUGGUCUUUCUGAAAGCACUUGUGCAGAAAGACUUUCAGAGUGGGCUGCAAUACAAUUUGGUCUGACAGCCAAUCAUCCAGCAGGCAAAGAUCAUCUUGGUAAUCCAAGAACAGACUUGUGGCCACCACCGGAGGGAUCUGCCCCGGAACCACCAGAAGAAAAAAAUCCACUUGUUAAGCUCCUAAUGGACGUCAGUUCAACACAGGACUCAUUACUUGAAGACCAUCUGUUACUAACAAACCGUUUUAAUAUUCAUCGUUGUUCAGAUUAUUGUUUAAAAUCUAUGGCAAAUGGUAAAAAAACAUGUCGUAUGGAAUUUGGAACACCGGAUAGCCCUGGAAAAGUAAUAAGAAAUUCUCCAGCCUUAGUAAAAGACAAGAAUGGCUCUUUGCGUCUUGAAAUGGCAAGAGACCAUCCCUUGCUAGUCCAGCACUCUCAAUACCAUACGCAGGGCUGGAGAGCCAAUGGAGACAUAUCUUUGAUUCUUUCCAAAGGUUCCCCAGAUAAUCCAUCUGUAGAUGAUAUAACUGCCACAUUACGGUAUAUUACUGGUUAUGCCUGUAAAGGCAAUCAGCCUACUGGUGCAAUAUCUGAUCUUUUCAAUGAUUUAGUUAAUUGUGCAGAUGAAAGUAGUGGUGCCACUGCUAAAUCAAUGUGUAAUAAAGUACUAAUAAGUACAGUCAAACGUGACAUUUCUGCUGUGGAAGCCUCAUUUGAGUUAUCCAGACUACCGCUGUACAGGUCGAGUCACCAGUUUAAAACUGUGAGUUUAUCUGGAGUAAGACUACUGGAAAGAGAUGGUUCCGCAGUAACACGAAAUAACGCAAUUGACCAGUAUUUAAAACGUAAAUCUGAUGACUGCUCAUCUUUGUACAACUUUGUGUGCAAAGGGGGUAGAGUCCCAGUUUUCACAGCAUGUUGUACCCAGCCAGACUGGCCUUUACAAGAAGACUAUUGCCGUUCAAUGCUUAUUUUACACUGGCCCAACUGGCGGCAUUUAUCGGACAUCAAAAAUGAAAAUACAACAUGGUGUGAAAAAAUGACCCACUUUCUUGCCUCCAAUGAGUGUCCAAAUUUCGUUAAAGCUGACAUAGAACGGGUAAAACAAAAAAACAGUUUAGGUGAAAUUGAUGAGGAUCAGGAUGAUUAUAUUUUUUCAUCCCAGCAACCUGACUGGAUGGACAUAGUCAAACCAAAUGCUGACUUUGAAUGUCCAGAUUCUGACUUUGAAUUUGAUGAUGGUGGUGACAGUUACAACUGGAGUGCUGAAUCCCUACAAUAUCCUUCAGACAAGGGCAAAGCCUGGUUAAAGACUAUUGAAACAUCAUUACAUUCUAAUGAAGAUUCACUUAAAAUUCCAGAUGUUGAUUUAAUUAAAAUGAAUACAGAUCAGAAGUUUGCUUUUAACAUUAUUCUAACAAAGUUACUUGAAUUCUCCAAUGGCACAACUAAUUUUCAGCCACUGAGAAUGAUAGUUACUGGUACAGCUGGCUCUGGAAAGUCUUUUUUAAUCAAGUGCAUAGUAAAAGCCACUAGGCUAAUAUUCAAUGAUAACUCAUGUGUUCAAGUUGUUUGCCCAACAGGAAACAGUGCUCACAUAAUAGAUGGUGUCACACUACACAGUUUCUUUAAAGUCCCAACAUUUAAUAAGUCUAAAGAACUGUCACCACCUCAAGGUUCAGCUGGUGAAGAACUUCAGUCAAACUGUAACAGUUUACGCGCAUUACUUGUUGAUGAACGGUCAUUGAUUGGAGCAUCAACACUGGGAUGGAUGGAAUACAACUGUCGCUAUGGUGCAAACAAUGGUUCCAACUGUCAACAGUCUUGGGGAGGACUCCCAGUUGUAGUCUUUUUUGGAGAUGAUGUCCAACUCCCUCCAGUGUUAGAUUCUCCAGUUUAUGACUGUAACAGCAAACUGACAUCUGCACUACAUGGUGUUCUGGUAUGGCAAGAAUUUACAUCUGCUGUUUGUCUUAAAACCAUUGUUAGACAGAAUGAAGAUGAACAAGCACUGAGGGAUGUUUUAUCUUCAAUAAGAGAGUACAAAAUUUCAACACAUCAGGCAAAAUGGCUACAAAAUUUUCAGUGGAGAAAUCUAAGUCAUAAAUAUGGUAAUGAAAUUAUGCACAGAUUUUCAGAAAAUUCUUUGCAUGUAUUCCCAACACAUGCAGAAGUUUGGUCUCAUAAUAAACAAAAAAUUCUUGAAAUAAACGUAGAGUAUCCAAUCGCAAAAGUAACGGCCAUUAACAAAGGUCAACAUGCCAAAACAUCUGCCGGUGAUAAAGCAGGAGGUCUUUCCCCUGUAAUUUACCUGUGUAAAUGUGCAGCAGUUAUGCUGACAGUUAAUUUGUGUGUUAAAUAUGGACUGUUUAAUGGUGCAAUUGGUAUAGUUGUUGACAUUUUGUAUCCUGAAGAUAAAAAACCAUCAUCAGACACAUUACCAACUGCAGUAAUGGUUCAGUUCAAUAAUUACUCUGGCCCUGCAUUUAUUACUGGUCAUCCAAAAGUCAUUCCUAUUAUGCCAGUGGAAAGAAGAAUUGACUGUGUUUGCAGAACCUGCAAACGCAAACAGAUACCACUGCGACUUGGAUGGGCAACCACUAUUCACAAAUGCCAGGGCAUGACAGUUGGUGAUGGCGAAAAUCAUCGUCACAUUAUUAUUAAUCCUGGACCAAGGCAGUUUGAGUCUAGAAAUCCUGGAGCACUUUUUGUAGCUCUUUCAAGAGCAAAGUCUGCAGGAAAUGAAACAACUGUGCCAGACUUUGCGUGGCAUCCUUCAGUGCUU